Macrobrachium nipponense is the source of this 1779-nucleotide messenger RNA. Its product is annotated as lactose-binding lectin l-2-like. The coding region runs from base 106 to 579 and encodes 157 amino acids. NCBI's taxonomy places the organism in Eukaryota, Metazoa, Arthropoda, Malacostraca, Decapoda, Palaemonidae. The transcript has 5 exons. The record is from RefSeq and is a predicted model, not a curated record.
AUAGGAGAUAAGCCUCUAUCUCUGAAAAAAAAGGAACUUCUUCGGCAACAGUCAAGAUUGCUACACCAGAAAGCAAUCCCGCAGGAGAGAAGGAGCAACGAGAAGAUGAGAAAUCUCCCGGUACCUCUUGGAUUUCUCCUGACAACAUUAACAACGGAACUUGGACUAUGUCCGGAUGGAUUUGUGAGUUUUUACGAUCCUCAAGUAUCCAUGUAUGUGUGUAUCAUGUUUGCAAUGGACAUGAAGAGAACUUGGUACGAGGCAAAAGAGCUCUGUGAAAGCCACGGCGGCGACUUGGCUUAUCUAGACAUUGGCUAUCUGCACUAUGAAGUUAUUGACUACAUUCUUCAACAACCAGCUUGGCGCGAUGAAGGAUUCCAUAUAGGAUGCUCUGACGAACUCGAAGAAGGAAACUGGGUACAUACGGAUGGUCGCAAGGUAGAUAUAAAAACGAGUCAUUGGCUGCCAGGAGAACCUGAUGGAUGCACUAUGGAUAACUACUGUUGUCUCUACCCUCCGCAUUUCCUCUAUAAGUCCUGUGUUAAUGAUCAAAGAUUGUAUGCUAUGUGUAUGAUCUAAGUAUAACAUUGUAUGUAGAUGUGAGCCGGGUACAAGACAAUUUAAAGAUAUGGUCUGGAUGUGAUUAGGAUUAAUAGAGUACAGGGUUAGAGCGUCCCAUCGUUACUGCGCAUAAUAAGUGACGUAAUUGAUAGGUGGCCAUAAAAGAAAACCAAGAAAAUAAAUAAAUUAAGGGUCACUAUAGGAAUUGUUUGCCCACACCCAUUCUCUAUCUCUUUCACGACCUUGUGUGAGAGAGGUCCCCGUUAAUCUCCAGGUACUGGAAGAUAAGUUUCCUUGUUCUUCACUCUGGUGAGGUCAAAUACUGACUGAUGACUUUUAUUUAUCUGAACCUUAGUCAGAUCAGCCACGUGACGUCAUGCGCGAGAUUGUCCUAUUUUGGUCAGAAGCGGUCUAACCCUGUACUCUAUUAAUACUGGAUGUGAUAGAGCCUCAAGCUGAGAACUAGCGAUAACAUCAAAGACACAACUAUAUGUAAUUUAGACAACAUUAACUCUGCUAUAACAGUCUAGAUAAAACCAUGGUAUAACCGUUUUGAAUGAAACCUUUUCACAAAAUUCUACCAGCCAUAACAAGCAGCAUAUAAUGACCUACUUAUAACUCAGCAUGAUAAACAGUAUUGUGCGAUGGAUUUAUUUACCAUGAAUAGGAAAUUUCUAAUUUGUUAUAUAUAAUAGCAUAUUUCGAAUUGCUCUCUGCCCAUCAGACCAUUAAAGAAGAAUCUGUUCCAGGGAUUUGUGAACUUUCUCAAAUAGGAAAUAAAGAUUUCGAAAUGAAACAUUACGGGUUAAAAUCUAGACUGGCAUUAAAGUAGAAUUAACUGUCCAGAGAGGAAGGUUGCUCAAGCUAUACUUCGAUAAGUCUAUGGAGAGGGAAAAUCGAAUUUUAAAAGAGGAUCCAUACCGACUGACGGCUCCGAUGAUGAUUUUAAUUUUAGAUAUAAGACUUAUUAAAAGAGGUAUUUAACAGACAUAAAGAUACUAUUUUCAAGUAUAUAUAUAUAUUAUAAUAUAUAUAUAUAUAUAUAUAUAUAUAUAUAUAUAUAUAUAUAUAUAUCUAAUAAAAAAAGAUUAUCAGCGGGGUGACCUAACUUGGCUUACAGAAAAGGUGGUAUAAAUACCACCUUUUCUGUAAACUUUCCUCAUUCAUAUACCUGAAGAGAGAGACAGCAGUCUCUGAAAUAUAGUACUUUUCUCUCUA